GAGUCAGCUCCCGGAUCAGCCAGAGGCCUGGCCUCUCCAUAGAGGAGAAAACACGGGCUCCGAGUGGCCUGACAUGGGGCUGGCCCCCUGCCCAGGCAGAGCUGGCGUGCCACGGGCACCCUGCCGCGGUGCCGGGGUGGCUGGGGCCGCACCCUGCAGGGCCGGCAGCUUCCGUUCCGACGGGGUGAUUGGCAGAGCUGGCUCCUGUCGUAAAGCCCCGCUGUUCAGGUGGCCACGCAGCGUGGACAGCACAUGCUGCCCCACAGGGGAGAAACCCGCGGGGACCUUCACAACAGAGCCGGGCGGCGGUCGCCCGAGCACACGGCGGGUGCCCAGCAGGUGCUGGAAGCCACAGGAGGCAGACAGACCAACAGGAACGGCCGACAGCCAGCCCAGGGGACCGAGCAGCAGCAGAGCUGGGGGAGCAGCCGGGCCGUCACUGCCCACGGCCACCUGGGUAAGGGAGGAUCCGACGGCCCCCCACACAAUCCCGGCCACCAACGAGGCACGGAGCCUCAGGGAGACCCCAGGAGAAGACCACCUGACGGGGCCUUCAGAGGAGGCCGAGGGGCGGCCGGGGCCAGGAGCACACGGCGUGUCGGCAGGAGCAGCGGCUGGCCAAGGGGCCGCGGGAGGACAUGAGCUGACCUGGAGGCCUCAGGACAGCAUGCUGGUAGGUCUGGGGACCCUGGAGGCAGGUCACAGGACUCUACCUGCAGCCCAGACCCUGCAGCCAGCCUGGCUCCGCAGCCUGCACACCAGCACACUGACUCUGUCACCCACCCAGUGGGAGUUAGCCACUACCUUCCUGAGGAAGAAACAGGCACAGACAAGUUGAGAACCUUGUCCAAGGUCACACAGCAGUGGCAGCACGUGGCUUGACACUGAAGAGACCCUGGAGCCCACUCACCCACAGUGGCUAGUCUACACCUGGACUCGUCUACACCAGGACUUGUCUACACCCCUCCCCAGCUCCUAUUUUAAAAGGCCCUGACCACCCAAAGGAAGGAAAAGGCCCAAGGGCAGCAAUGGUCAUGGAGGGGUGACUUCCUGGAGCUGUGGCCCCCACACCUCCCACUCUGCAGUGUGUUAGAUGACGCCAUGAGCCCGGCCCCCAGCCCAGCAGGCAGGCUCUCCGCCCAGGCCCGUGCCUCGGUUCCAGGGUGCAGACGAGGUGACCCACACACGCCAGGUCCCAGCAGGAGACCUGAGGCGAAGAGGGAGCCCGUGGGUGCAGACCUCACCCCAGGCCAGAGUGCCGGGCUGUUGAGGGUGCCCUAACCCAGCGCACCCCAGCCUCCCUCCACGCGGGAGACUGAGGCCGGGAGGGGUGGGGCUGAGCAGGCCAGAGGCGCCCGCAGGGGACUAGCCAGUGCCCCGGAGCCGAGGAGCAGGGGAGGGGUCGACCCGGGAGAUGAAGCUCACCCCCAGCACCUGACCUCUGCCCAUCCCCCACUGUGACGGGGUCCACGUCACCCUGACCUGCACCCAGGCCCCAACCCCCACCCCCAGGAAGGCCAGACUGGCCCAGGAGGGGAAGGACGAGGCCCCAGCCCUGCCACCUCCUUCCAUGGGGCUCCCAGCCCCCGACACACUGCACCAGGCCUGCUGCUCCCCAGCUGGACACUCUGAAGUCCUGUAA
This is a messenger RNA of Ictidomys tridecemlineatus (thirteen-lined ground squirrel), 1642 nucleotides long. Lineage: Eukaryota; Metazoa; Chordata; Mammalia; Rodentia; Sciuridae. The record is from RefSeq and is a predicted model, not a curated record.